AUGGCUGAGAAAAAAGCUGAGAAAGGGUCCAAGUUUGAGGUAUUGAAAGCCCUGGAGAAAUGCAAGAAGGAAAGAGACGAAGCUGUGCACAGGGAGAGUGUCAUUAAAGAGAGGUUGAGACAGUACGAGACUAGAGCAAGGUCAACAGAGGCGCUCAAACAGAAAUUCAGGACCUUGACUCAGGAAAACAAAGAGCUGCGCAAGCAGGUCAAGAGUCUCCGUCAAGAGAUUGGCCUCGAGGCCAGCCCAAAGUUUACCGGUAAGACCACCAAAGACGUUAUCAAGGACCUGCAGGAGAAGGAGCGUGAGUGCGUUUCUCUGGUGGAGAAGACUGGCAAACUCAAUAUAACCAAUGACAAUCUAACAUCAGAGCUGGCAAACGCUGUCACGUCCAAGAUUCUUCUGGAAGACCAGGUGCAGUCAUUACAACAGAACCUGAAGGACAUGACCAGUAAUCAACGGCGACUGCUGAAGCUCUGGGAAGACAAGAAAUCCCAGAGGGAGCAACUGACCCUGCCUGCAAUAGGUCAGGCCCUGAAACCUGUGCAGAAAGUCCUGUCUCAUAAGGGAGUACAGACAGACAUGUCCAUCAACUCAGCCCAGAAGCUCCCAGCCAAUGCGUUUGAGAUUAAACCUUCUUCACCGCAACCCUGGCACCACGAGAGACGCUCUUCUACUGAUAAACGGGGAGGUUUGACAACCUCAGGGAAUGUUCAUCAGGUUGGAGGUUUAACAACCUCAGGGAAUGUUCAUCAGGUUGGAGGUUUAACAACCUCGGGGAACAGUCAUCAGGUUGGAGGUUUAACAACCUCAGGGAAUGUUCAUCAGCUUGGGGAAUGGUAA
Esox lucius (northern pike) is the source of this 843-nucleotide messenger RNA. RefSeq lists its product as uncharacterized. The transcript has a single exon. NCBI's taxonomy places the organism in Eukaryota, Metazoa, Chordata, Actinopteri, Esociformes, Esocidae. The record is from RefSeq and is a predicted model, not a curated record. The coding region runs from base 1 to 843 and encodes 280 amino acids.